This is a messenger RNA of Diceros bicornis minor, 2119 nucleotides long. It is a transcript of the gene MANSC1, whose product is annotated as MANSC domain containing 1. The coding region runs from base 358 to 1659 and encodes 433 amino acids. Lineage: Eukaryota; Metazoa; Chordata; Mammalia; Perissodactyla; Rhinocerotidae. The transcript is spliced from 4 exons. The record is from RefSeq and is a predicted model, not a curated record.
CCGCGCUCCACGUUGCUAGGAAGCAGCUCCGGGUUGCAGUGCAGGAAUGUGCCCUCCCCCCCGGCAAACUUUCGGCCUCUGCAACGGAAGCAGGAACUUGGGCACCACAAAACCUGCCGGGCGGGCUGGAGCUGCGGCGCAUCCCCUGCCGCCCUCCCGAGACCCUGGCGCGGAUUCGUCACUCAUUCCCCGCGAGUGCGUUGGAGCUGUCCCCGCACCGGGAGGGCAGCCGGGACCCCCGCGGUCCUCUCGCCGCCAGAGAGAAAUUCCAUCAUCUGUGCAAUCUUCUUGAAGCAAAUUAAGACCAGAGGGAGGGUUAUCCUUGACUUUUGAAGGCUGACCACACUGAAGCCUAAAAUGUUCUUCAAGCAAGAAUGGAGCUUGACUUACACUUUUGUAAUAAUUUGUUUCCUGACACUAAGGCUGUCCACCAGUCAGAAUUGCUCCACCAAGAGUCUAGAAGAUGUUGUCAUUGACAUCCAGGCAUCUCUUUCUAAGGGAAUCAGGGGCAAUGAGCCCAUCCAUACCUUAACUCAAGAAGACUGCAUUGAUUCUUGCUGUUCAACAAAAAGCAUAUCAGGGGAUAAGGCGUGUAACUUGAUGAUCUUCGACACGCGAAAAACAGCCAGACAACCCAACUGCUACCUGUUUUUCUGUCCCAGUGAGGAAGCCUGUCCACUGAAACCAGCAAAGGGACUUAUGAGUUACAGGAUAAUUAGAGAUUUUCCAUCUUUGGCCAAAACUGACUUCCCGAAGCAAGAGUUAGCCCAGGAAGGUUCUCUCUUCCACGGCCAGUCUUCACAAGCAGUUGCUCCCACGGCCCCUCCUCUGACAGGUGAUUUAGAGCCCACAGAUAUCUUAUGGAGAGAGGCAUUUUCUCAGAAGUCUGGGUCCUCAGAUCACUCAGAGAAACUAUUCAAGAUUGAUCCAGCGAGUACACGGUUCCCUGUUUAUAAAGAAGAAGGCCAUUCUCCGAGUUCACGGUUUUCCUCAGAACACAACGUAGCUCAUCUGCUGCCUGAAAAUGUGACAACAUUCCUCACAACAGUGGCUGAGGCACCUCUACAUAGCAUCUCUGCCACUCCAAAGCCUGCCUUUCUCCCCGCCACCAGUGCUCCCGUGGUACCUUCUGUGACUUCUCAGCCACAGAAGGCCACCUCAUCUCUACCUGUUGCCACGGUCACUUCUCAGCCUCCCACAGCCCUCAUUUUUACAGUUUUGACACGUGCUGUGGUUACACCCCAAGCUGGCAUGACUACAACAGCCGUUCCAACUGCCAUCUUUCAGGCACCUACAAGUUUCACAGGCCCACGAGAAACGGUGCCCUCUAGAGAAAUUUCCAACCUAACUUUGAGCACAGAGGCUGCCCAUAACCCUGCUACACUUCCUUUGUCCAAUGUGGAUUCUUCCACUGUGAACGAAACUGCUUCCCAGGAAAAUAGGAAGGCCAGUCCAGGCAGUUCCUCCCUGAGCAGUGUUCCACAAAGUCUACGCGGCCUUCCAUUUGAAAAGUGGCUUCUCAUUGGGACCCUGCUCUUUGGUGUUCUGUUCCUCGCCAUAGGCCUUGUCCUCCUGGGUAGAAUGCUCUCAGAAUCCCUCCGCAGGAAACGUUACUCGAGACUUGAUUAUUUGAUCAAUGGGAUCUAUGUUGACAUCUAAGAACGAAACUAGAUGUCUCUUAAUUCAUGUAGUUCCUAGUGGCCCAAAUGCAGUGAGUUUCUGCUGACUCGCUGAUCUCAGCAGGGUUUUUGAAGUAUUUUGAAGACAGGCAAAUGCCCUCUACCACUUUCUUUUUGCUUAUUUUUUGAAGAGAAGCGGGGAAAGGAAACAAAUAGGUAAUUUGAGUGAUCUGUCUCUAAAAUAUCUGAAAACAAAGCUCUCCCUAAAGUAAUAAAGUAUAAUUGCCAUAUAAAUUGGAAAGCGACUGGCUUUUUGCAGGGAAAAAUGGUUGACUUCUAGGCUCCAAUUCGUUAAUAUUUCUGGUUCCAGAUAAAGUCAACUGUUUAUAAUAUUAAUUCUCAUCGAUUUACUUUCCUUUUUAUAUGAAUUCCAAUAAAACUUAUUCCAGAUGUAUUUCCUUCCAAUUAAAUGUUUGAAUAAAUCUUUUGUUACUCAGUAA